Messenger RNA from Trypanosoma brucei brucei TREU927, 381 nucleotides. RefSeq lists its product as hypothetical. The record is from RefSeq and is a predicted model, not a curated record. The transcript has a single exon. NCBI's taxonomy places the organism in Eukaryota, Euglenozoa, Kinetoplastea, Trypanosomatida, Trypanosomatidae. The coding region runs from base 1 to 381 and encodes 126 amino acids.
AUGAUGGUGCGUGCACAAGGGUGGCAUGGUUGGGUAAAGAUAUUGAACUCCCUCCCCGUCUGUUUCUCCCUUCCUCUUACUCUUUACUUAUUCCCAAGUGCAAUUGCAUACACCCGGAAGGGGUUUUGGUCAUGUGACCACUUCCGACUUUUCCCUAUUAGCUACUGUUUUCUGCUUCCUUUAUUUCCGUCGCUUGCUUUGAUCCCUCAUGUUGUACAGGGCUUUUACCACGAGCGUGUGCAGUGCUACUUUUUUUUUUCCUUUUCACUUUGCUCGUUACCAAUCCCUUUGCUACUUAGUGUUAGGGGCGAGGAGGAAGGGGGUUUACUCAUCAAUAAGUGGUCAACGGAAAGGAGACGAAAAGGGAGGGGGGAAAAAUAG